GCUCACAGGCCAUGGCUCGGCUCAGAAAACACUCGCCAUGGAUUGAGCACCGCCAUGAGCGGUGAUGUCGAGCUGGUGAGUCGGGUCGGCAAGCCAUGAUCUUCUAUGACAACAAGAGCUUCCGUGCUCUCUGCACGCUGCGGGGCUCCGUGUUCCCAAAGGCCAGCCUCUACGCGCUGCCAUUCGCGCUCCUUGCUGUGGUCCUAAAAUGGCUAUCCAGCGACGGGCACAUUAACCUUGCUGACUUGGAUCUCAUUUCGGACGGCUCCGUCUACAGUGCCUUCACCUUUGUGCUGAGCUUCACCCUAGUUUUCCGCUGCCAACAGGCGUACCAGAGGUACUUCGCAUCUGCAAAGGCUAUGCACAUGAUGAGCUCAGAGUGGAUCGAUGCCUGCGGCAGCUUGAUGUCCUUUGUCAAGAUGGCACGGAAAAGCGAAGGAGAGAAGAUGCAAUGUGAGGCGGUUCUAGUUAGACUGUUCUGCUUGCUGCACGCUCUCGCGAUGGAAGAGCUGUGCAACCUUGCCGAAGAGAACUUUGGGCUUUUGGACAUCGAGGCCUUCCCGAAGCUGGACCUGGCGGUGCUGCAUGAUUCGCGCAUGCCCACAUCGCAUAAGACGCAUGUUGUCCUGAUUUGGAUCAAAUUCUUCAUUGUCCAAUGCGAGUACACGGGACUGCUGCCAGUACCUGCGCCCAUUCUCACGCGAGUCUACCAAGAGAUUGGUGCUGGCAUGGCUGAAUUUCAUGAUGCGCAAUGCAUCAGCAUGUGGCCUUUCCCGUUUCCGUAUGCGCAGCUCAGCAUGUUCCUCAAGGUGCUUCACAUGCUGAUCACUCCUUUUGUCAUGGUCCAGUACUGCGACAAGAUUUGGUCUGCUGGCGGAUUUACUUUCGUCUCUCUGGUUUGCAUGUCAGCAUUGAACAUCAUUGGUGUGGAGCUAGAGAAUCCCUUUGGCGACGACCCCAACGACUUGCCUGCCAAUGAAACGCACAACGAUUUCCGGGAGAGCUUGCUGACAUUGACGGAUCCAGCAGUUUGGCGCGUGCCUGGCCUGCUGCCCACCGCAAAGUUAGACUUCAGGCAGCUACAAGCGGCGAACAGCACGAGCCUUUCGAGAUAUUUGAAUGGUCUUGACGUGUUGAAGGAGGCGAAUGCAAAGGAGGCAAAGGAGCUUGAGGAGAUCGGGGAGAUUGAUAAGAUGCGAGACAAGACGCAAGAGACGCGAGGUCCAGGUCCAGGUGGUCCAGGCGGUCCAGGUUCAGGUCCAGAAGAUCCCUGGGUAUUGGAGGAAUGGCUGCGACGUCAAACAGCGUUGCUGGAGAAUUUCCUCGCAAAGCAGAACGACAUGCUGGAGCAGCAUGCCCUUGCCAUGAGGUGUGCGAGCUUGCCAAAGGAGCAAGCCGCGGCUUCGGUCUUUGCCGCGCCCAAGGAGCAAAGUCUCUGCGGCUGCAGCGUGCAGCCGAGGCGGAGGUGACUCCAUGUGAAUCGAGCCCGCUGGAGACUGGCUAUGUGGUGGAUCCCUGCACCUCUCCCAGGACUUGUGACCGCUCUACUCAAAAGAUGUAUGACCUUCAUGAGACAUUGCCGCUGCAAGACUUCAAUCCGAGGCGACAUGUCUCCGUCACAUUACUUGGACAGUUAGUGUCGGCCCCAACAGCAGUUUUCGGACUCUCAAGAAGCCUGAUAGGUGCCAUUGCCAAAGCUUGCAAAGACAGUUGUUGUGCCACUGGUCUUGCAGCGAUGCAUGGAGGGCGGAGGUCAGCUCCAGACAGUCGGCAGAGAGCCGGAUGUCCGGGAAGAACUUUCUCGUUGCUUGAGCGCUUGACAGAGCAGCCAUGUUUCACGCGCCCCAGCGGCAGCUCCGGACA
This is a messenger RNA of Effrenium voratum, 1863 nucleotides long. The record is from the annotation of a GenBank genome assembly. Lineage: Eukaryota; Dinophyceae; Suessiales; Symbiodiniaceae.